AUGGACUUUUACAAGGGAUCAUAUCAUUGGGAUUAUGAGCGUAUUGUUACCGUGAGUAUGGUUCCAUUAGCAUUGGCACCGUUUGUUAUUGGAAUAGAACAUCCAUACAUUGAUGCCAUUUUCUCGAUUCUCCUCUUGAUUCAUUGCAGAUAUGGCUUCCAGAGCUGUAUAAUUGAUUACAUUCCGGAGAGGAGAUUUGGCAUAUGGCAUAAGAUGGCAAUGUGGGCUUUAGACCUUGGAUCGUGGCUUGCUUUAUAUGGAGUUUAUGUUAUUGAGACAGAGGCAAAUGGAUUAUUUGCGUUAGUGUGCCAUAUAUGGGGGGCAUAG
This is a messenger RNA of Brettanomyces bruxellensis, 327 nucleotides long. RefSeq lists its product as uncharacterized. Lineage: Eukaryota; Fungi; Ascomycota; Pichiomycetes; Pichiales; Pichiaceae. Gene Ontology annotation, biological process: mitochondrial electron transport, succinate to ubiquinone; tricarboxylic acid cycle. Gene Ontology annotation, cellular component: mitochondrial envelope; membrane. The record is from RefSeq and is a predicted model, not a curated record. The coding region runs from base 1 to 327 and encodes 108 amino acids. Gene Ontology annotation, molecular function: heme binding; ubiquinone binding. The transcript has a single exon.